AUGUCUACUCCAGUUGACACCUCUUUGACCGGCCUCAAGGAAAUCACUGCCAAGAUCAUGGCCAUCAUCACCGGCGCUCGGCAGCUUCCUCCGGGCCACAGCCACUUUUCUCUGACAACCCAGGCUGAUGUGGUCCGGCGCUAUGGGAGUGGUCCCUACCUUCCGGGUCUCGUCUUGCCCAACUGGCACAGCAUCGGGUAUGAUGAUACCCGUUUGUUGACGCACCCCUGGCGCAGCAAGGUUCUUGCCUGGGAGGAGUUAGGUGAUCACACCUUCGAUCUCCCAGUCGUGGCCAGUCCUUCAAUAGGUCCAAUUCCUGUGGAUCUUCCACCCUGGCCUGUCAUCGCCGGGCCUUCUACCAACCCUGCCUCCGAGUCCCGGGAGAAGGGAAAAGGUAAGGCAGUAGUCCCGGACCCGGAACCAGAAGUGGAAGGGAGUCAGAAGAGGAAGUCUCCAAUGAUUCCAGCACUUCCCUCCCAACCCCCGAAGUCCACUAUGAAGACUCGGAAGCAGGCAAAGACCACCGGCCUUGCCAAAUUCAAGGUGUUUGUUGAGUUGGAAGAUGAGGAGGACUCAGUCACUCAGCCGAUUUCACGUGGAGUGCCAGAGGUCGUCCUCCCCCAGCUCUCCCCAGAUGUUGCAAGGACGUCUGGAUCACCUCGGUUACCCCGUAGCCUGAAGAAGAAACCCUUUGGGCCUGCUACGGCAAUUGCCGGCAAAUGUCCAGAGGUCAUCACACCCCCUCGGGCAAUUCCCAAACCUCCAGUAGAGGCGCCCCCAGUCAUCGAUGCAGGUGAUAUACUCAUUCCCGGACCCGCUUGCCACAAGAUGGAAUGGCCCUGCGCAACUCAGCUUGACAAGAGGACUGGCGCCCCGUGCAUGUCCUGCGUCUACUGUACCACCAAGAAGAUCAAGUGUAUCUCUGUCAAUCCGUCACCCGGACCACCAGGAGGACCAGAUCCAAGACCCCUUCCAAAGCUCCCUCCACAGCUCUGGCUGCCUCGCAAUCCACCAGCCAGACACGGAGUCAAUCUUGGGUCUCUUCUGUCACUCCUGGUCCAUCUUGUGCCCAAACACCAAAGGCGCAAACACACGGUCGCAGCAAGACUGUCACUGCUGCCUCACAGAUGCCCUGGCAAAAUUGUGAAACCGGAUGAUCUGGACAAUCUUUUCUCAGAGUAUGAUUUAGUUGAGUGCUACGGGUUUCGGGCUCGGGAAUCAGAAAAGGACUUCCGGCAAACUGUUGAAGACAAUCUAAUAUUUCCAUGUUAA
Suillus bovinus is the source of this 1272-nucleotide messenger RNA. RefSeq lists its product as uncharacterized. The coding region runs from base 1 to 1272 and encodes 423 amino acids. Lineage: Eukaryota; Fungi; Basidiomycota; Agaricomycetes; Boletales; Suillaceae. The record is from RefSeq and is a predicted model, not a curated record. The transcript is spliced from 7 exons.